GCCAAGGUAAAGGUUUGUGGGAUGACUUUACCCGAACACACGCUGUAGGGUUUAGUCAUCUUCUCUUGCUCUCAGGUCACGCAACACAGAACCCUACGUUUUGGAGAACCCCGAUAUCUUCCACAUUUUGAUCCGGCAGAGAAUUUCUCAGGCGGGCUCAACAUUUUUUUUAUUACCAAUGGCCACCGCUGCCUCGGCUAUGAGAUCCAUUCUUCGUUCAAGUUCCGUCAGGAGCGCAGCGGCGAGAGUUGCGUCGGAGGCCAAAGCAGCUCGCUCUUCUUUCCGUGUCACCAGCAAAAAAACCCUCUGCCAACGCACUUUCAGGUCUCCAGUUGAAAUGAGUUUCUGCCUGGAAUCAAUGCUGCCGUUCCACUCUGCAACUGCUUCUGCGUUGAUGACUUCAAUGCUCACCAUUUCUUGCCGUGGUUAUGGCCGGCUUCCAGAAGCUUGCAAUGAUGAUGUGUGAUAAUUGUUCAGAGGAUUCAAGCAAAGUUCAAUGUACAAAAUUCUGCAUUCUAAACAUUGCUGAUAAGUUAGAAGUUAUGACUUACAAUGGACUGCAGAAGAGCCAAGUUGGAUUUCCUGAGCUGGACCUAGCUGAACCAUUAGAUUUUUUUGUUUUCGUUGUUCUUUUUUUUUUAAAAGAAACUUAAUUAUAAAACUUCGACUUGUUUGAUUUCAUAUGCUUAAUAUGUGGCGGUAGACAUAAUAUGUAUUGCAAUUGUUUGCUUAACUUUUGUUGUAGUUCCUUCUAAAUUUUUUGUGUAUCAUGGUUGGUAAAACUUUGAGACAUCAUACUAAUUCCUCCCAUUCAAUCAGCUUGCGUUGAUGAUGUAUGAUGAAUGUCCAAUUGGAUCGAGGGUAGUACUUGUUCAAAAUUGCGUGCACACUAAAUCAUGCCUGAUAAGCUAGAUGUCUUGAACGAGAUGCCUACUGGACAGGCCAUUCUGACUCAAAUCUCUUCUGUGUUUAGGGCUGUAAUCACCUCUGAUUGUUGGCAAUUCUGGGCUGGGAUGGAAGGUCUUGCUGCCUUUUUGUUUUUGUGUUUUGGUAGAACUUCACUUUUUGAUCUUACAAGAGGUGCUGAUGGCAAGUAACCUUUUUAAGUUGCACGAAUAAACAAUUAGUGGCAUGUUUCUAUUCCGAAAGUCGUGUAGGUAUUGUCUCGUUUUUAUUUCUUCAAGGCCUCUGCAUGCAUCUUUUUCUUGUAUUGUAGAUAAAUGAAAUUGGGUCUUAUGUGAUGAUGAUCAAUGCAUGCCUCAAUUGAAUGUGGAAAA
This is a messenger RNA of Malania oleifera, 1277 nucleotides long. Its product is annotated as protein NUCLEAR FUSION DEFECTIVE 6, mitochondrial-like. The transcript has 3 exons. Gene Ontology annotation, cellular component: mitochondrion. The record is from RefSeq and is a predicted model, not a curated record. Lineage: Eukaryota; Viridiplantae; Streptophyta; Magnoliopsida; Santalales; Ximeniaceae. Bases 179 to 466 code for a protein of 95 amino acids.